Danio rerio (zebrafish) is the source of this 6611-nucleotide messenger RNA. The record is from RefSeq and is a predicted model, not a curated record. NCBI's taxonomy places the organism in Eukaryota, Metazoa, Chordata, Actinopteri, Cypriniformes, Danionidae.
AUCUCCACAACCCCAUGCCCUAGUCGAAUGUGCAGCCGCGUGCUCGGUCUCAUAUUCACCUCCCUACCCCCGUCCCCUUCCUCCACCAUCAGCUCAUGACUUUUUUUAAUUCAUCAUUACCCUCACAGACUCUCUUCUGGCUAGCCUGCACAGUUGACAGCGCUGAACUUGUAUAGGCAUAAAGCAGUGAUGAUAAGCACAUUAAAUCUGCUGUAUUGGCUAGGGGAGGGGCUAGAACCAACAGCUGCUGCCUUAUUGGUGGUCUGUAAGUCAGGGGAGGGGCUGAGUGGAGCGAGAGAGAGAGAGAGAGGUGAGAGCUUUGCGCUAGGUUGGGAGGGAAUGCCCACUAGAUGCGGCUGCUGAUAAUAGCAUGUAUCAGCACCAGAGCAGUUACUGAGAGCGGAGACAGAGAGAGGAGGAGAGGAGCAAGGAUAAGCAUGUCGUGCCGGAGACUGGUUAAGUCAGAGCAGCGUGAUUGAUUCUGGCAAGCAAGAAUAAAAAAAAAAAAAAAUUAUAAAGAGGGAUCUAGAGAGUCUCUCGGAGCGCAAAAUCCCGAGAGGAGAACGGGGGUGUAAGUUAGAAGGCUGUGGGAACUCAUCAAGUCUUCGUGGAAAGACAGAGCUGAGGUCAGCAGGCAGGAGUGUGGGAUGAGCAGCAGCUGAACCAAACCCGGACAUUUCCUGGGCUGGGGGUGGACACUCUUUUUGAGAGGACGUAGGGUGAAGGAAUACUGCUGAAACUUCAGCUUCACUCAACGUGCACCUGCUUGUGGGAGUAACGCUUCUGGAUAUUACAGCAAGGCUCCCGGGCAAGCUGUCACAUCCACUAGAGCGAUUUUGCAAAUCCGCUGUCUGAUUGACUUAAUCCUGAUCUUUUUAUGUGAAAGAGAAAGACUAACACUUUUUAGAGCACUAGAGCGCAAGUUCAAGGUGCUAUUCCAAGAGACAUGAUAGAGAAUGAAAUAAAGAGUGUGGCUUCCGUUCCAGAGCAUGGAGAAGUCAAGUAGUGAGGAAUCCGCCAUCCACCGUAGCCCCUCUGUGGACAGCCGUGACUCAGACUUUGCCCAAGCCUCCACCUCUGGACGGCCGUUCGGAGGACGAGGUUUUACCGCCGGUGCCUUUUACGGGUCCACUGGGCCACGUGCACAGACCGCUGCUCAGAGUGGAGCGGCUGCCGACGAUAAAGGCAGCAAUAAGUACAAAGCUCCGAAAGGCAGCAAAUACGUGGUCUUUUACCUGGAUCUAUCCUUUGUGUUCCUUCUAGAGUUCAAGAAGUGCAACAUGGCGAGAGGCUGCCUGUGCUGUCUAAAAUACAUGAUGUUCGUCUUCAACCUCAUCUUUUGGUUGUGUGGCUGUGGGCUGCUGGGAGUUGGAAUCUGGCUGUCUGUUUCUCAAGGCAGCUUCGCCACCUUCUCCCCCUCCUUCCCCUCUCUCUCCGCUGCCAACAUGGUCAUCGCCAUAGGCGCCAUCGUCAUGGUGACGGGCUUCCUCGGUUGCCUGGGCGCCAUCAAGGAAAACAAGUGCCUGCUUCUGAGCUUCUUCAUUGUCUUGCUGAUUAUUCUGCUGGCUGAGCUGAUUUUGCUCAUUCUUUUCUUCGUCUACUCUGAUAAGGUCAGUGAGAAUGCAAAGCAGGACCUGAAAGAUGGCCUUGCCCUCUACAACACAGACAACAACAUUGGGCUGAGAAAUGCCUGGAAUAUCAUCCAAGCCGAGUGGAAGUGUUGUGGUGUCACCGGGUACACAGAUUGGCAUGAUGCCCUGAAAGAAAAGGUUGUGCCUGACCGCUGCUGUCAAGAACAUUAUCAGGAGUGUGGCCGCAACUCCACCAACAUGUUCUGGACACGGGGCUGCUACGAGAAGGUUGAAGAGUGGCUUGAAGAUAAUAAGCACCUACUCGGAACCAUCGGCAUGUGCAUCUUGGUAGUUCAGCUCCUGGGAAUGGCCUUUUCCAUGACACUGUUCCAUCAGAUCCACAGAAGCGGGAAAAAGUAUGACGCCUAACGAGGCCGUUUCUCAAGGGAGGAGCCCUGGUGCAUUAUGGGACAAACUGUGGAGAACUCUUCCUCCCCUUGUAUCUAACUCUCCCCACCGGCCAACCCAACUCGGCCAACUCUUCCCAUUAAUUCCCAAGCUUAAACCAUCCUGUAUAGACUUCAGUCAAGGGCCGUCUCCAGUCCGCUCUUUCUCCCUGCCAAAGACAGAAAAGAGCGGCUCUUUCGGCCAUCAUCCUCCCCUGUGAGGCUUCUGACUUGCUUCAUCUCCUCUAAAACCUUUAUUUUGUGCUUGAACUAACUAACGACUGCAGGAUGGAGAAUAAUGACGACAAACUGCGUGACUUUUACUAAUACCGUAAAUCUUUCCACCCAGAGCGAAGACAUCAGACUGGAGACUUUUUUGAAAAAGCUUAUCUUCAUCUCCAUCGAUGGUGUAAAUGACAAACAGCUCCACUUUAGCAUGACGCGGUUUUGUACGAGACGGAAAACGUUGUCAUUUUGGCUUAAGACUCUUUUUGUUUGUUUCUUUGUUUGUUUUUAUAAUGAAAUUGUCCCCAUGAUCGUCAUUUCUGUGCACCUAUGGACUGAAGAAAGCCGGUAUAAGAGUGUGUGAGGUAUGACCAGGAAUCUAGGUUUGUCAGUGUGUGUUGAAACUCGAGCAUCUUGUUAUGUUUAUAGAGUUAUGAUUUGAGGAUGCAUCAAAAAGCGUUGACAGUUUUAUUAUGUUGAGAACCAUCAGUAAUGAUGUACGUCAGUAUGAUACAUCAAACAUGGAGCGUCUGAUUUGCUAGCUUUUCCUCUCGUGUAAAAAUCACCCAUACUAAAAGCUCAUUUUGGCCGAACUGCUGCUGAAACAGUAGCGUAGUCCAGUAUUUCUCAACCACGUUCCUGGAGGACCACCAGCUCUGCACAUUUUCAAUAGAUGCGUCCCAAAUCACAUGCUUAUGCACUAUUUUGCGCCAUUUUUUUGUAUAAAACGAAUAGUACUCUAAAAGUGUGUAAUGUUGGACACUUCACGCACUCAAUGGCCACGGCUUUGCCCACGUAGCGGAAGAGGUGGAACUUUUGGGCCCAGACGUUGGAUUAUUUUAUUUAUUUUGGAUUGCGAAAGCUAAAUUACCUUACGAUGGGGAUUGUAACACCUCCCGAUGGUGAAUGCAGUUAUACUCAUCACAGGUGUUAUUUGGUAGUUUGGACAUUUUGGCUCUGUUUACACUGCCAGUUAAAUGUGACCCAAUUCCGAUUUUUUGCUUAUAUGUGACAGAUCGGAUCUGUUCUAUGACCGUAAAAAAAAACAUGAAAAAAACCCAUGGAUUCGGAUAUUCAGAGAUCAGUUUCAGGCCUCCUUCAUAUGUGGAAAUAAAUCAGAUAUAAAUCGGAAAUGCGACUGUCAUGUAAACAGGCAGAUCGGAUUUAUUGAGGCAUUCCAUGUUAUUAAACUUGCAACAAUGUGGUGCUUGUCCGUGGUUUAAUGACACAGAAGAAAGAGCAUGUGUGGAGACGCCAACGUGGUAAACAACAACAGAGGAAACACGGAUGAGGUAAGAAUUUAUUCGCCACAAUUUGCUUCCACCAGACCUGAGACCUCUCUCGUACCCACAAAUUCCUCUGAAUGGUGGAGGACACCAUAUAGUCGGUGCUAGCAGUGAUGACGGCCCUUUCUAACCUCCGCUCAUUUUAAAGUUGGGUGAACUUCGUGUUGUAACUUUUGCUUUUUAUCGAUAUUAAUACAUGCACUGCGGGCUACAUGCAGAACAACUUUAUUCUCUCUAACACCAGUGCGCACAAAGGCAAAGGCUACAUCUUCAACUACACACAGACAUCAUGGCUAUACCAUUGCAUAAACUACGUGGGGGUAAAUCUGGACUGAACCAUUCACUGCUUAAACUACACUUCGCAUAUUUCGCAGAGUGAAUAACAAGACAAUUUCUUCCAUCGUGGCUAGCGUGGCACAGAUGCUAGAACCCGCUUUUAAGCAUGCGCAACAUCGUAAAUGGUAUGGCAAGUGUAAACACAUGAAUUGGAUAUGGGUCACAAUUAAAACGUGUAAACGGACAGGCAAAAAAAAAAAAAACAGAUAUAGGAAAUCAAAUCAGAAUUGGGCAUCAAAGCCUGACAGUGUAAACGGGGCCUUAUUUCACUAAUUUGGCAAUCGACAAACAUCAUCGGGGAAACAGUUUGAAUUUCCAUUUUGUUAAACACUAUAUGUAUUAUGUGCUAUAUGUGCUGUUGAGUGUGUAAGUGCACAAGUACGUAGUGAAUAAGAGCAGAGUGUAUAGUGGGGGUUGCAGCUAGUGUCUCCUUAACCAAACACACCUGAUUCAGAUCAUCGGCUCAUUAGCAGAGACUGAAAGAAUUGUAAUGGGUGUGACAGACAAAGGAGACAUCCAAAACAUGCAGUGUUGUUGGUCCUCCAAGAACGUGGUUGAGAAACAUAUUUAAAAAACACUGGUAUAGACAAUGAAGGGCAGUUUUUUUUUUAUAAAGACAUCAAUGGUAAUAGGUUACCAAAAAAGUAAUUAACUAAUGAAACAUUAUUUAAAGUGUGACCUUUUAACAGCAUCUUAAUCCAAAACUUGCAACAUCUGAAUGCAAAACUUUUUAAAAACGCAGAGGGCAACAUUUCCUUUCUUAGUAAGUCUUUAUCAUGUUGACAUACCCUUAAAGAAUUUAACGAACAAUGAAAAUUCAGGCUCAUACUUCUCUUCAUGAUUUCUAAACCUAACUUUCUUUACUCAAAUGAAUACCAAAGCAUAUUUUGCAGCUCAUAACAAAAGGAGACCAGAUGCUUUAAAAUUCUAGAAAGAAACAAGACUAUCCUACACUACACUCUUACAGUAAUUGUCAUGUUGGGAGAAGUGAUACCAUAGAAAAACCAUAUUGGCUUCUCAAAAUAGCCUUUUCAUGAGCAGCUUUUAGAACAAACACCAAGGAUCAUUACAUAAGGGAUACUCUAAAUCUACAUCCAAUUGUUCCUGCAGAAUAAAUCCUGACAGAUAAAGACUGAAGGUGCUUUAUUCUGCAAAAACAACUAACUAGAUUACUAGAUACUAGUACUCUGCUUAUUACAUGAUUAUUUUCAGACACAAAACAUUGGUUUGUAAUAAUUUAUAAUAAUUUAAUAAUUCAAGUUUUUAAUUAGGCGUAAAACUUGCAGGAAAAAAAAACAUACAUUGAAAUGCUGUGAUUGACCAAUCAGAAUCAGAAAGAGAUCUGGUUGCCAGUAAAGAACUUUCUUUUUUUCUUGAAGAGUUGACUGGAAUGAUCUUUGGUCCUUGAGAGUCUCAUUACUGAAUGCGACGCAGACUUUUAACAUUUAUAUAUGUGAUGCCAAGGAGGGCAAGAGGGAUUUAAACACGGCAAAUUAUAGAACUUAAUGAUUGAUGGGCGUUUUAUUUGUGCAGAAAUGUUCUGACCUUUCUGACGAGUUCUGUGGGCGCGUAUUACACACAGCAGAGAUAAUGACUUAAAUUGUUGAUCUGUUCUCCUUUUGUGCCCCGCGGAAGAUAAUCGCAGGCUGCAGAGUGACAUGAAGCCAUAGAAAUCUAUAGAGAUUUUAUUUUUGAAUGAAUGCUAUUUUAUUUAAUGUAGGAAGUCCUCGAGAGAGAACUGUGAACGUUUUAACACAGGCUCAUUUGAAUAUGUGCUUCAGCCGACAUUUUUGGGAAGCUGUACAAAUGUACUUCAGCAUAUGUUUGACUGCAUUUUGUUAGUAACUUUAUAGGGCAGUAUGGCACCAACAAAUUUUUACGCUAGUUAUAAUUACAUUAUUGACAAAUAAAACAUUAUUUUCACACAGUUCUUUGCACAACACCAAAUAAAAAUCACAAAACAACGUAACGUUUAUAAUGUAUAAUCGAAUACAUUUACCUCAUCCAUCAAUCUCCAUAUGGAUUUAAUUUUUUUUUUUUUUCUGGUUUGGUCAGUUCGCUUGGUAGCUCACCUUGUAAUGCAUUGUACUUUGAUUCAAGUUCAUUGAAGCACAGUUCCACACAAAAGUUCAAGUUCUCAUUAAAAGAAAUCCUAUUGAAGAAGCACUUUUCUCGUUUCUCGUUAAACACUAUUGGUUGGGUUUAGGUCAUUGCACAAGAAGUCCCAUAUUUGCCGCCAGUUAAAUUACGAAGUGGCAAUUUUGUUCUCUUUGACUCAUUGGAUAGAAACGGGGCUUUAUUAGCACGUGUUUUAUGCAAUAUUCCAGUUUUGCGUAUAAAUUUAAUUUACGUCUUUGGAUGGAAACAAAGCUAAUGACACAUUUAGGAGAUUUAAAAUGUGCACAGUUUUUAAAAAUGAUACAAUUAUUUUACCCAUUCAUUCAUUCAUUCAUUCAUUUUCCUUCAGCUUAUUCCCUUUAUUUACCUAGGGUCGCCAUAGAUUAAUUAAAUUAACUGACAACUCAUCCAGCAUUUGUUUUACGCAGCAGAUGCCCUUCUGCAACCCAUUACUGGAAAACACCCAUGGACUCUUGCAUUCACACACAUACACUAUGACCAAUUUAGCUUAUUCAAUGCACCAAUAUCACAUAAAUCUGGACUAUUUUUAUGAUUGUGUACCAGAAGAACAUGUAUCUGACGCAUUUUUUUAAAAAAUGUUAAUGUAUUCAAAUUUGCAAAAAAAAAAA